GGAGGCCGGGGAGGGAGCGGGACUCUUGAGCUGAGUCUCGAGAUCAACUGCUUGUUUGGACGACGAGCCUGGAAUUCGGGACACGGGCAAAACCCGGCGUGUGCAGGAGGAAGGCAGGCUGUCCGGCUGCAAGUGAGCUGUCUUCCAGCUCACACCGCGCUGGGCACGCAGAAGGCAUUCAGGAAAUGUUUCUCUCCUUAAAGAACAGGCGUCCAAUCAUUUCUUCCAGUUACCUUGUCGGUUAGUCCUUACCCAGCAACCUCCCUCCCACCCAGCGGGGAGUUUUGCUGGGGACUCUGUUUAACUCCCUAAAUCCCUGACAGUUACAUAAGGCCAGGCAUCCACCCGCAGCCAACACAUCCGGCCACGACCCUAGAGAGAGAGCCCUGUUCUCCUGAGCUGGGGCUUUGGAAUCUUGCAUUAUUUUCUGUGCCAUUUACUUAGCGUGUGACCCCAGGCAGAUCCUGGGCUUCGUCUCCCUGACACGUUUCCAGUCUUUAAGAUGGGGAUAAUGACUGAACCCAACCUCUCAACACUAUUUUGAAGAUUGGAGGGGAUGAUGCAUGUCAAAUACGCCUGUAACAAUCUUCUGUUAGCUUUUACAAUUUUAUAAUAGGCUGAGGGGAGGGUUGUAAUGCUAUAAUAAUAAUGCCAUCCAUUUGGACAGUACUUUACAUGUUUUCAAAGCCUGUUUGGCCAUCUCCUUUCACAACCAGCCUGUAGAGUCAGCUUUAUUAUCUCCAGUUUCAGAGGGGAGAGACUUAAGUGAAAAAACUUGCUCAAGCAUACAUAGUAAUUAGAGCUAGGGCUGAAACCCAGACUUUCAGAGUCUUAGUCCAGUUAUUACACUAAUAGCUAACAGUUGGAUGGUGUUAGAAGCCAGGUACUGUUCCAUGGGCUCUACAGGUGUAAAUUCAUUUAAUCCUGGCAAGAGUCCUGUGCAGGAGGCAAUGUAAUUGUCAACCUCACCUUUCUUUCGGUCCAGCUCACACAGUUAAUCCAGAUGGAGGAGCUGUGAGGAUUUCCUGCUGGCCCUGCUUAGUGCUCACUUUCCAAGCAGUGCUCCCCUUAAUUCUUUUUUAUUUUUUUUGAUGGCUUACUUUAAUGAUUUCAUUCACUCUGCAUUAGUUCUCCAGUUAACACUUGGGCAUCCCCUAAUCUCACACCGUUCUUCAAAAAUUCGGUUCCAGCCUUCCAUGUGCAGAUGUUCUGCCUGAGUGAGUUUACCCUUUUCCAUUUCCUUGUACUCUGUCUCCCCCAUCUAUUUCUUUGCUUCCAGAUCUCUCCCUCGAGACCAUUCCUACCAGUUACCUGAAGGUCAUCUUUAUUUGAGCAUUGUAUAACCAUCUCGAGCUGAAUUUAGGGAGAACACCACCCUGCCUUUUAGCCUGCUCGCCAUUUUGCUUCUUAAACACAGAAAAAGGGCACAGUAUUUAAGGCAUCUGGGCUUGCCCACACUCUCUCACUUUCAGUCUCUCACCAAGCACUCCUGCCACCUCCACCCCACGCCCAAAUAACACUGUCCUCAGAUGUCUUUCUCAUUCCCCUCUCCAGCUAAAUGCUUGGUCAUUUUCUUUCUAAACUGAUAUGAAUUCAUUGGUAUCCUCCUUGCUUCUAGUCUUUCAAUCCCUGCCCUAAAAACUGGUCAUCUUCCUUUUCCCCACUUUCCAUGUUUUUUCUCCAAAUGGCUCCCGGAUUUCCCCCUCCAGUUAUGUUUGCUUUCUCAUCUGCUGCCCAGAACCCUUCUCUCUUCUGUCUUUACCCGGCUCCCCCUCCCAAUUCCAAACCGCUGGUACUGUCCCUAAAGACAAGAUACUCACAUUGUGUUUUCACAAUUUAUUUUAAUUGAAUCUUCCCUGAUUAAAUAGUCAGCAUUCCUUUUUUCCCCCCUUUGUGGCUGGCAGUGCCUCCCAACACCACAGUUCCCUACCUUAACUUUUUUCCCUCCAUGCAUGUGAAAAGAAAAACAGAUCACCUGUGGCACUUUCUAGAAUCCUUUAUUUUUGUAAUACUUUCCUUGCUGAACGUCAGCCUCUGUUAAAAAUGGGCGCUUUUGUCUGUGUCCACAUACUUCGCAUAGGAUACCACUCGGUGAGAAAAAAAUCUGAGUCAAAUGAAAUUUACCUGGAGGCUUAUAGAAAUACAGCAACAAAAGAUGUGAUUUCUUCAUAAGACACAGUUUGAUACAAGAUUCAUGAAAAUACCAGAAUUUAAUAGUGCUUAGGGAUAAAAGUUGGAAAUGCUAUCUUUUUUUAAGAAUUUAUUUAUUUGAAAGGCAGAGUUACAGAGAGACAGAGUGAGAAUGAGAAAUUCAUCUUCCACCUGCUGGUUCACUCUCCAAAUGCCUGUAACAGCCAAGGCUGGGCCAAACUGAAGCCAGGAGCCAGGGUCUCCCAUGUGGAUGGCAGGAGCCUAAGCAUUUGGGCCGUCUUCCACUGCUUUCCCAGGUACAUCAACAGGAAACGGGAUUGGAAGUGGAGCAGCUGGGACUUGAACCAGUGCCCAUAUGGGAUGCCGGCACUGCAGGCGGUGACUUAACACACUACACCACAACACCAGCCCCUGAAAAUGCUAUCUUGAAAUAACACUACCUGUUUACUAAGGGUCUAUCACAGGCCAGGCACUUCAUGGCAUUUACAUGUUAUCUCAGUUAUUGCGUGUCUGCUUAAAGUUUAUUAUUAUUAGCUUCAAGUAGAAGAAGAGAAGAAUUGAAGCCCAGGGAGGAUCGGCAACUUGUCUCGGAGUAAUGGGCACAGCUGAGGUUCCGACUCCUUGAGGCCAAAGCCAGACACUCGGAACAUGGCUGCAGAUGCAACCCAACUGCCGUUCCGUGAACGUCUUCUGUGCACAAGGCUCUGCGCUAGGCACUGCAGUCCUGGGAUGCAGGGAAGUUUCCCAGAGGACUGGCCUCAGAAACUUUACAGCCCAGCAGAGAACCUUACAUAAUGGCUGGGAUCGGAGCUGAAAGGGGAAGAUGUAUCAUCUUGAACGUGUGUGCGCGCGCCUGGCUCUCUGCAUCCAUUUCUCGCUUCGCCAGCCUCGCCACCUCCUUUCCUCCAGUCCUGCCACCCUUACUCCUCCGUGCCCAGCCCUGUCCUUCUCCCAGGUUCCGUCUCCUUGUCCACACUGCCUUCCUCCGUAACAACCUCUCGCCCACCACCAGCACCAACACCCCUCCCUCUACAGACCCCUGCUCACUCAUCCUUCUGCCCCCACUCCCCUGCAUCACUCCCACAGCCCCGUCCCCUGAUGCCAGCCCCCUCCCUUCCUCCCGACCCGCCUCCUGUGUCUCCCAGCCCUGCUCUGACGUGGGAGGUGAGGGGGGUGGGGGACGGAUGACUCACAGUGUUAUGAUGCAGUUCCACAACACACAGCCACAUUCACCCACAGACCGAGGGACAGAACGAGAGACAACCUCUGGCCCCCCGGCAGCUGGCCAGCUUUGCAGCCCACCCCGUCUUGAGCCCCCAACUACCCUCCCCCGCCCCAUCCCCUUCCCAAUUGAAGGAGCGGAAAGAGAAGAGAGAAGAGUGAGCAGAGAGAUUGAGAGAGAUUGAGAGAGAGAGAUAGACGGAGAUCUCUGGAGCAGACCUCAAGCACCCUCAGCUACGUUAAGGCGCCAGCAGUCCUCACCAGAACCCAGCAAGUACUUCGUCUUCAGUCACCCACAGAGUCAUCGCUGUUUGACCCCGCCCUGGGAGAAGCCCUGCCCAAACUGGGAGCCCGGCUUCCCUGACGUGUUACUGCUUUCCCAUUGGUCCAGCGGUCAGAUUCGCCUAAAGGAAAGCUGUCCUCGCUCCCAGGGCUGGGAAGACAGCCAGGUGACCUCCAUUUCUACCUGGUUCUCGUCUGGGGGGGCCCUGGCCGGGCAGCCCCCCCACAUUUCUCCUGCCCUGAAACACGGCUCUAGCCAACCUGCUCCGCUGCUUCACCUGCGACCGUCUGUGUGGGGGCUGCACGGCGCCAGCCCCUCCAGCCCGCCAGGGCAUCGUCCUGCAGCCCGUCAUGCCCAGCUGUGACCCUGGCCCAGCCCCUGCCUGCCUCCCCACCAAAACCUUCCGCAGCUACCUGCCCCGCUGCCACCGUACUUACAGCUGUGUCCACUGCCGUGCACACCUGGCCAAACACGAUGAGCUUAUUUCCAAGUCCUUCCAAGGGAGCCACGGCCGAGCCUACCUGUUUAACUCCGUGGUCAACGUGGGGUGUGGGCCAGCCGAACAGCGCCUCCUGCUCACGGGGCUCCACUCGGUAGCCGACAUCUUCUGCGAGAGCUGCAAAACCACACUGGGUUGGAAAUAUGAACAAGCUUUUGAGACAAGCCAGAAGUACAAGGAAGGGAAGUACAUCAUUGAAAUGUCACACAUGGUGAAAGACAACGGCUGGGACUGAGGGGCUCAGGCAGGCUCUGCGCUUCCUCCGCAUGCCCCACCCUCUCCACACCUGCCCCCUGGCCCUGCCAAGCAGUCCAUACCAGCAUGAGUACUGCCCCACCCCUGGGGGAACCCGGCUCCAACCAACGCCUCCCCUGCCUCCACCACUUCACCACCAGGCCCCUUCUGGAACUGGGGUCUGGGGGUGCCCCAGGGGUGUUCAAGGCUCAGGAGUGGGCAGCAGCCAGGGCAAAGGGAUGGGUGCGGGUCCCUCUAGUCCAGUGUCCGGUCAGCUGAGAUGGCGGGGGUGGACUUGAGCUCAGGCAGAGGGCCCCAGGAGUGGUCAGGUGUCAGCCCCCCUCAAGAGAGCAGAGGAACCCUGGGUCACUAGGCUGGCAGGUCCCAGGCCACGGGACAGCCUAUGAGAACAGGAUGGGGUUGGAGUGAAAUUUUGAGCUAAGAAUCUCUGAGGGUGAAGUUUCCCACCCUCGUUUAUGGGAGAAAAGGACCCCGGGGGGUGAGAGGGAAAUAGCCCAAUCUCAGGCCCUGGGAGGAAAUAAAAGAAUGACGGGGUUUCCAUUUCACUCCACUUGUUUAUCUUCGCACUUACGAGGCACUUUUGAGUAUCUAACCUUUGCCAUUGGGUGGGGUGGGGAAAGCUGCCCCUGGAACAGCCCCACCCCCAGCUGGGUGUUCCCAGAGCAAGCAGUCUUCAUGGGCACCCUCCCGGGCCCAGCCACUGCUCCCUGGGACCCAGCCCCCUGGAGGACAGGUGGAAAAUCAGGGCUACGGGGCCAGGCUUUCCCGUGGCUGCCACCAGCGAAUGAAACUUUUGUAUGAUAUAUAAAGUGUUUGGGUCUAUUUUUAAUAAAAAGGGGAAAAGCAACUUUGAGGCACUCUGUCCUCUGACUUUCCUUCCUCUUGGCUUAGUGUCCCUGCCCUCUCCUCCCUCCACCCCGGGCUUGUUCUUGUACGCCGCUAGGGGGCAGCAGUUGCUUUGUCUGUGGCAAGACACUCCCCGCCUCUGGCUUCCAUGAGUAUUCAGAAGAGGUUUUGCUUCAUUAAGGAUGGGUUCUUGUGAGCUGUAGUCUGGCUGCAGCACCCAAAGCAGCUCGGGUCUUCUGGGACACCUGCCAAUAAACCUAUUUUUGCUGGAAUCCAAGAUGGGGCAGCUACAAGAGGUUCAUUCCAGAACAAGGGUUUUCUUGGGUCCUAGUGCUUUUCUGCCUGGUUCUGUAAUGUUCUGGUCAGCUCAUGGGCACACUUAGGGGCUAAAAGAGCAACCGGCCAAGAUGCUGCCUUGGCAGUUGACAGGUGUGGAAUGGAAUGGCUCAAAAUCACAGCAUCAAUAAAACCUUGUGACCCAAGGGGCAUUGGGGUGGGGGGGAGGAUAGUGAUCUUAAAUUUCUACUGUUGUUGGGUGCCCAGUGCCUACCAGGGAGAUUGUACAUGUCAUAAAAACCUUUUUGUAAGUUGUA
Molecule: messenger RNA, 5848 nt
Organism: Oryctolagus cuniculus (rabbit)
Lineage: Eukaryota; Metazoa; Chordata; Mammalia; Lagomorpha; Leporidae
Gene: YPEL4
Product: yippee like 4
Source: RefSeq, a predicted model, not a curated record